CAUUUUGCCAUAUCAACUACAAAUCGUAAGUCACGCUCCUUGAACAAUCCGCCAUCUUUCUCCAUCAGAUCGAUAAUGGCGACAACUCUCUGUUCCUCAAUCUCCAUGCAAGCUCGUGUCCCGGCUACAAGAACAAGGUUCAGUCUUCAGAAACAGGUUUCGAUUUUCAACAAUGGAAAGACUAAUAAUAAUCUCUCCUUUAGCCUACGAAGACGUUCGCUGCCUGCUCGCCUCCAAGUAUCUUGUGCAGCCAAGCAAGAGACAGUGGAGAAAGUGUCUGAGAUUGUGAAGAAGCAAUUGUCGCUCACCGAUGAUCAAAAAGUCACUGCAGGAACCAAAUUUACCGAACUCGGAGCUGAUUCUCUCGACACAGUUGAGAUAGUGAUGGGUUUGGAGGAAGAGUUUGGGAUAACAAUGGCGGAAGAAAGAGCAAAGGAGAUUGCAACAGUCCAACAGGCUGCUGAACUCAUUGAAGAACUCGUCCAAAAGAAGACCGCUUAAUUAAGGAAACAACCAACGGCUUUGUCUUUUGUUUUUAGUCUUUUCCUCAAUUGUGUCAAUGCUUUGUUGUAUGUCUCUGCCCUAGUGGUUAGUUGUGUCAAUCUUUUGACUACUACAAUACUUUCUUUUAGAUUA
This is a messenger RNA of Camelina sativa (false flax), 636 nucleotides long. Lineage: Eukaryota; Viridiplantae; Streptophyta; Magnoliopsida; Brassicales; Brassicaceae. The record is from RefSeq and is a predicted model, not a curated record.